AGUUUAUUUUUAUUUCAAGUGCCGAAGUGCGUGAAUUUUGGUGAAAAGUUAAAGAUCACAACAUCGGACUCUCGGAGAGAAUUACCUAGUUGUGCUAACUUCAGGUGCAUUGUUUUAAGACCGCGCAUGCCGUGCAUUACUGAACACCUGCAACAAAAAUGGCCAGCUUAACACAAAAUUCGAGUGGUUUUCUCGCUAAAUUAUCGGCAUUAGUUGGUGCUCCCGAAGAUGCCCUUUGUCUUCUCAUGUCCAUUCUCUUAGGUUUUCCAUUAGCAUUAAUUCAUAGGUACACACUUUAUGGUCAAGAUCCAGUUAGUCAACAUUUAUUUUUCAUCGUUUCCGGAGUACUGCUAGGUUUUUGGAAUUACGGUUGGAGUAUACUUCAUCCGAUAAUUACAGUCUGUGCAACUUACGCAAUCAUUAAAAGACUUGGUAGUACAAAACAAUGCCUUCAAGCAUCUUUUUUAUUCAACAUGGGCUAUUUAUUUUACGGCUAUUUAACAACAAGCACAGAAGAUUACGAUAUUAAAUGGACAAUGCCACAAUGUGUACUCGCUCUUAGAUUAAUUGGUCUUUCAUUCAAUGUGUGGGAUGGUUCCAAACCCGAUAGUGAAUUGUCUGCAUUUCAAAAGCAAACCGCCCUUAAAGAGCAACCCUCUUUUCUGGAAAUUGCCGCAUUUUCCUUCUUCCCAGGAUCAUUUUUAGUCGGUCCUCAAUUUAAUAUGAAAAGAUAUCAAGAUUACGUCAAUAAUCGUCUCAUUGCUACGGAUGGAAAUAGUCAAAAGUUACCAGACUGCAUAAUUCCUGGUAUUCAACGUUCAUCGCUUGGAUUUGUCUAUUUGGCGCUCUAUCAAAUUGGAAAUCAAUUCUUCCCUGAAAAAUAUUUACUGAGCGCAGACUUUGAAAAUUUGAAUUUCGUUCAACGUUGUUUCGGUGUUGGAAUUUGGGGACGUAUUAAUUUAUAUAAAUACAUUAGUUGCUGGCUCAUGACCGAAGGAGUGUGUACUGCUUUUGGAUUAACUUACAACGGAAAGGAUUCUUCUGGUCAUUUAAAAUGGGAUGGCUGUGCAAAUGUGGAAUUACUGACAUUUGAGAAUGCAACUCAAUAUGAUCAUUAUAUUCAGUCGUUUAAUAUUAAUACAAAUCAUUGGAGCGCAGAAUAUAUUUACAAGAGACUCAGGUUUCUUGGAUCAAAGCUUUAUAGUCAAGUAGGAACUCUUGCCUUCCUUGCCGUAUGGCAUGGCUUCCAUUCUGGUUAUUACAUGUGCUUUAUCAUGGAGUUUAUUAUUAUGUACUUCGAGAAAGAUAUGGUACCAAUUUUGAUGAAGCACGAACAACUUCAAUUACUGGUGAAAGAAAAUUUCGUCGCGAGGUUCGCUUUUUGGAUUCUUUUGAAGGUUUAUACGUUAAUUUUCAUGGGCUAUGCGAUCGUACCCUUUGUCUAUCUUUCAUAUCCAAAAUAUAUGCAGGUUUAUCGUAGCAUAUAUUAUUGCGGUCAUGUGAUAUUCUUUAGCUAUCCUUUACUAGCGCCUUUUAUUAAGAAAGCAAUUCGUCAAAGUCGUCCCAGAUCGCAUCAAGAAUAAAGAAAAAAAGAAAAAAAAAUUGUUAAAAAUUAUAAAUUUUGAGACGAUGUACAGUUAUAAUUUUGGAAAAUAUUCUUCCAUAAAAUAUACCGAGAUGAAGACGAUUUUAUUCGAUUUUUAUUACUUAGCAAAGCAGUAGUUGAAAAUGUGCACUAUAUAUUAAAGUCUUUUCGUCCUCAUCAAUUUUAAUGUAUCUUGUGAAAGAUGCAUUUUAGAUGAAAGGUAGUUCCGUGAUAUCGAAGACUGAUACUUGUUUUUUUUUCUUCUUCUUAAUUUUUAAACUUAAUACUUUUUCGUCUUCGUGCAGUCCAAUUAUUACAGAGUUAUAUGUAUAGAAAUAUUUUCGGAUUUAAAUGAUACCGACAUUGUGAAAUCCGAAGAAAAAAUUGAAAAAAAUAAUUAUUGACAAAUAAUUAAUAAUAAACACAAUUUCAAUUAAAAACGAAUGAGAGGAAAAUAUGUAUGAAUUGGAAAUCGUAAAUUUUACCAUUUCAAAACUUAAUUUUUCCAUUUCAAAGUCUAAA
Molecule: messenger RNA, 2107 nt
Organism: Leptopilina heterotoma
Lineage: Eukaryota; Metazoa; Arthropoda; Insecta; Hymenoptera; Figitidae
Gene: nes
Product: lysophospholipid acyltransferase 5
Exons: 8
Coding region: 159-1583 (474 amino acids)
Biological process (GO): phosphatidylcholine biosynthetic process; lipid modification
Cellular component (GO): membrane
Molecular function (GO): lysophospholipid acyltransferase activity; 1-acylglycerophosphocholine O-acyltransferase activity
Source: RefSeq, a predicted model, not a curated record